GAUUCAGUCUCAUUGAGAAACUGUAGCGCAGAGCACGAAAAAACGACGAAAACGCGCUCAUUUAAGUGUUUUCGUUCCCCUGAGCCAGCAGAAAGCUACUCGAUAAGUUUUCGAUGUUUUUCGCAGUGACUUCCAGCGCGAAAAUCGAAUGCGCAAGUUUCUGGGGAGUUUGUGAAGGCUGCAACAAGUGGAAAUGUCUGGCGGACGAGCACGCGGCGCGCGCGUGUCCGGUGAAUCUCUGCGAGAGUUUAAAUCCCGGGGGGUGUGUAACAAGGUGUUCACUCGAGCAGUGUUUCGUAGGACGAUCAAUAUGUCGCGUCUUUUCGCGCUGAUAACAGCUGCAAGGUUAUCCCCUUAACAGCGCCUCGUUAAAGUCGCGCCUGGUUGAAAGAAGCGUUGAAAACAGCGAGAUUUAAACCUAAAAUCUCGACUCGGAUCUCGGAUUAAGUUGGCAUUUGCGCGAUGACGAUUUUCACACCUCCGACGAGCAAACGCUCGUCGGCUUUGACAGCCAGCAUGGAGCGGAAAAAAAAUUCGGUGGAACCGUCGAAAGACACGGACUAUGGCACAGUUCGUUACGAAGAACAAGAAAAGACGAGUUGGAGGUUUUGGAAAAAGCGUCGCUACGUCGUCGGGGUUCUGGCUUUCUUUGGUUUCUUCACUUCGUACAUUUUACGUGUGAAUUUGAGCGUGGCCAUUGUCGCGAUGACCUCAAACUCGUCGCGCCUCGACGAAUUCGGAAAUGUUUAUAUCGCUCCAGAAUUUGAGUGGGAUUCGAAACUUCAGGGACUCGUUUUGAGCUCCUUUUUUUAUGGGUACAUAAGUACCCAACUGCUGGGAGGGUGGCUGGCUGCGAGAAUCGGUGGCAAAAGGGUUUUUGGUCUCGGAAUUGCUGCCACAGCUCUUCUGACUCUGGUUACUCCACCCCUUACGAAAAUGAGCGUUUACGUUCUCAUUGGUCUGCGAAUAGUCGAGGGAGUCUUCGAGGGCGUUACGUACCCGUGCAUCCAUGCGGUAUGGGCGAACUGGGCGCCCCCGAUGGAAAGAUCGAAGCUGGCGACACUCGCAUUUUCGGGAAGUUUUGUUGGGACCGUAUUCGCGAUGCCGGUGUGCGGUCUCAUGGCUCAAUUUUUCGGCUGGAUCUGGAUCUUCUACGUCUUUGGGGUCAUCGGUAUUUUGUGGUUCGUCGCCUGGUGGUACAUCGUCACUGACAAGCCGGAAGACGAUCCCCGCAUAUCGGAAGCGGAGCUGAAGUACAUAAAAAAGUCACUCGGUGACGUCGAACGAAAGCAAAUAACUCAUCCGUGGAAGGCGAUGCUGAAGUCAGGCCCAGUUUGGGCCAUUGUUGCUGCUCAUUUCAGUGAGAAUUGGGGCUUCUACACGAUGUUGACUCAGCUGCCAACGUUCAUGAGUGACGUUUUGAACUUCAAGCUCGAGAAAACGGGCUUCCUUUCGGCUCUGCCCUACCUCGUGAUGGCCAUCGUAUUACAGUUUUCUGGCCACCUUGCCGAUAAUUUGAGAUCGAGAAAUAUUCUGACGACGACGCAGGUUCGUAAGAUUUUCAACUGCGGGGCUUUCCUGAGCCAGACGGUUUUCAUGAGCUGCGCAGCUUUCGUCGAUUCCGCUUCUGGAGCCGUGGCCUGCAUCACCAUUGCUGUUGGGCUCGGUGGCUUUGCCUGGUCCGGAUUCAGCGUUAAUCACUUGGACAUAGCACCGCAGCACGCGAGUGUCAUGAUGGGCAUCGGAAACACUAUCGCCACACUUCCUGGCAUAAUCAGCCCGAUCAUCACCGGUUACAUUGUCCAAAACAAGACUGCAGCUGAAUGGAGAAUAGUGUUCUUAAUCGCUGGCUCAGUGUACCUCGUAGGAGCUGUGAUAUACGGAGUUUUUGCUUCGGGUGAGAGGCAGCCCUGGGCGAUCGAGUCGAAGAAGGACAAAGAGGAAAAUGUAACAUCUUAUGACAAUCGUGCCCUCGAGGUCGAUUUGAAUAUGUGAAUGUUUUUUCAGUAUUUUAAGAAUCGAUGUAUCGAGCUAUUUGUGUAAAUAUAAUGUUUGUAGUUUUUUUGAACGUUAAUGACAUAAGAAACGUCCUAAUAUUCUUGUAAUGGAGUUAAAAAGCAGCAGGAAUGCGUAAUAGAGUGAUACGAUUCGAAGAAGCAUUGAUAUAAAUACUUGACCAAGUUCGAACCCUCGUAAUAAAACAGCGACAGGAAUGUCAUUAAUUUCGAGUAAUUAUUAUGAAAUUUUUGUAUAUUUUGAGGAUACAAAUUCGUGUGAAAAUUCGUAUAGUUCUCGGUUCGACAGGGAAAUUACAGCACCGGAAGCCACGAAGUUUCAUUCAAUAUGGGGAGCUGUCAACUCUGACGAAUGAGAUUUUUAUUUGAUUGACAGCAAAAAACAUUUGCAUUGCAGUGUGAUUAUUUAUGAGCGUUAUGAAAAAAGCAGAUUCUAAAUAAAAACGAUAUGCAAAAAAAUGGAAAAUUACCUCGGUAAAUAUUCGUGCGAUUCGUAUUCAGAUACCGGGACGUGUGGUCACUAUACCGCGAACUGUUUAUCGGAGUAAUUAUGAUUAGUAUAUUUUAGUAUCGCCGCGUUAAUACUGCGUACAACCGCUACAACGGUACGUCAAGCCAUCGUGUAUAUAUACGGCUCACCGUAAGCACGAGUAUUAACCAAAAACUGCUGCGAGAAAGACAAUCGUGCUGACGAAGGAAAGUAGAAUACGCGAAUUAAUCAGGAAAAAAUAAAAUAUGCGAGGCAUCGUGUCAAUCACGUCUAUGUAGAGAUUGAAAAACAAGAAUAAAGGAGCAAGUGAGUUUUGAGGAUUCUUUGGAUACAAGUAUAGACGAGAUAACACACGUCUUUCCUCUUCGCAUUGGCAGCGUGAAAAAAAAAAAUUUGUUGUAUUUAGAGUGUUUCUGAAUAUCUGCGGCCGCGAAUGGAAAAUUUCGUAGCGAUAAGUUCAUGGGUGUGAAAUGAAACAAUUUGGACCGAGUAAACCGGACUGUCGAGGCCAAAGUGCAACAACAGAGAUGUCCUAUUGCCGCUUAUCGAGUUUUUUUCGUCGCGGGUGUCACUGUUUUUGAGUGGACGCUUUUAUUGUUUUGUUUACCGGUAAAAGAGAGGUUAAAGCAAUCGUCAGCGUUGACGUCAUCCCCACCCUUACCCUCGGCCAUCCACCCUUCGAAAUUGUUCUUUUUGUGACACCAAAAACUUCAAAUAAAGUUGUAUAUUAUGGUCAGAGUUUA
Venturia canescens is the source of this 3248-nucleotide messenger RNA. It is a transcript of the gene MFS9, whose product is annotated as major facilitator superfamily transporter 9. Gene Ontology annotation, biological process: transmembrane transport; monoatomic anion transport. Gene Ontology annotation, molecular function: transmembrane transporter activity. The record is from RefSeq and is a predicted model, not a curated record. Bases 463 to 1995 code for a protein of 510 amino acids. Gene Ontology annotation, cellular component: membrane. The transcript has 10 exons. NCBI's taxonomy places the organism in Eukaryota, Metazoa, Arthropoda, Insecta, Hymenoptera, Ichneumonidae.